AAAACUAAACCCAAAUAAACCGUGAACGUGUGAUUUGGUUGAAAAAGAUCCAAGAUUUUUCUCGCCCUUCUUAUUUCUUCGUCUUUAAAAAAUUUGAAACACCGAGAAGGGUUCUGGUGAUCAUGGCCGGAGUGAUUGCGCGCACAGCUGCGACCCUCGCGAGGGCGCGACCUCCCUUCGCAGCUUCGUCCCUUCACACAUCGUCCGUUCGAGCGGCGGACAAAUUGAUGCCUGACCCCUUGGAUCACGCAACUGGUUUGGAGCGGAAAGAACUGGAAGCUAUCGCUCGAGGAAACGAUGACCCUUUCAUGAUGAAGGUAUUGAAGCGAGCCGCAGGGACGAAGGACCAGCCCACUCUGAUCCCCUCCUUCCAUGCGGAGCGACUCGUUGGGUGCGUGUGUCACGAGGACGCCUUCUACAUUAACUACAUGUGGUUGUACAAGGGCGAACCGAAGCGCUGCGAGUGCGGAUACUGGUUUAAGCUUACAAAGGCCGAAGAUCCAUUCAAAUUCAAAUAGACAAAACCGAGUCAUCUAAACUAUAUCUUCUAAUUCCUUGUUAAUAAGUAACGUCUUUAUUAGUUGGACAUCAUAAACCUCGAAUGAAAAGUUAUGUAUAGUCGACUGAACGGCCAUCGUUAUAUUGUCUCCAAAAAGAUGUCGUAGAUAUGCCAAUAAUACACACCCCAAAUUUAGCUAAUAUUAAAUCAAUCGCUGUAAAAAAUUCUACGUAACUUAAUAAAGAAACGUUGAGUGUAAAAUUUGAA
Molecule: messenger RNA, 766 nt
Organism: Folsomia candida
Lineage: Eukaryota; Metazoa; Arthropoda; Collembola; Entomobryomorpha; Isotomidae
Product: cytochrome c oxidase subunit 5B, mitochondrial
Exons: 3
Coding region: 123-518 (131 amino acids)
Biological process (GO): mitochondrial electron transport, cytochrome c to oxygen
Cellular component (GO): mitochondrial envelope
Source: RefSeq, a predicted model, not a curated record